Dinoponera quadriceps is the source of this 3379-nucleotide messenger RNA. Its product is annotated as endothelin-converting enzyme 1-like. Gene Ontology annotation, molecular function: metalloendopeptidase activity. Gene Ontology annotation, cellular component: plasma membrane. The coding region runs from base 1 to 2178 and encodes 725 amino acids. NCBI's taxonomy places the organism in Eukaryota, Metazoa, Arthropoda, Insecta, Hymenoptera, Formicidae. The record is from RefSeq and is a predicted model, not a curated record. The transcript has 18 exons. Gene Ontology annotation, biological process: protein processing.
AUGACUCUCUUAACGCUACUCUUUUAUGUCAUAGUCGCAGGAGCGGCUGGAUUUCCUAAUCGUAGAUCGACCGAUCACACCGUAUGUGAGACUGAUGCAUGUCGCUUAGUUGGGGAGUCGAUUCGAAGUGGUAUCGACGAGUCUGUUGACCCUUGUACUAAUUUCGAUGGAUAUGGAUGCGGCUUGUGGCCAGAAAACAAUCCUAUUCCGUCCAACGAUGUACUAUGGUCUACGAAUCAUUUAAUAGAUUUGAGAACUUCUCUUCGUUUAAAAGAGGUUCUUGAAGAGGAAAGUGAAUAUGAUAAUUUGGAGCCCAUAAAGAAGCUGAAACAAUAUUACCGUUCAUGCAUGGACGAAGAUGCUAUCGAAAAGCGAGGACUCGAACCUAUACAGUCAAUGAUAGAUGCGAACGGUGGGUGGCCGAUUCAAUUGAGAAAUCACGAAUCAAAUAUUGAAAAUUACAUUUGGCAAGAAAUCGACAAUGUUUAUAUGAAAAUGUUUUACACUGCUAGUUUCUUUGAAUUUGGCUUUAUACCUGAGGAGGACGACGCGACAAAAACUAUACUUGUGAUAUUACAAGGUGUGGGUUCUUUUCUCGAGGAAGAAAUUGUCAAAAGAAGCGAACGCUUAUUUCCAGCCCAAAAUGUAGACAAAAUGACUAAUGUAGUAAAAGCUUUUAAGAAAUACAAAGGAAUUGAAACUCCAUCUGAGAAUUUGGUUGCAGAUUUAAAUGAACUACUUAGCUUUCAGGAAGAUCUUAAAAAUAUUAGUGAACAUGAAAAUGAAAUCCGAAAAGGAUUGAAGAAAAUCCGGGAUAAAAUGACGAUUGCAGAACUACAGGAAUAUUAUGAUCAGGCUGGUACACAGCAUCCUACCGCGCAAAUAAACUGGCUGCAUCUGGUACAAGAUCUCCUUAAGCCGGCUAACAAAGUCAUUGAUGCUUCGUAUCCUGUGUUAGUGGAAAAUAAACAUCUUCUUCACAAACUGGCGCAUUUGUUGGAUGCUACUCCGCAGCACGUAAUCGUCAGUUAUGUUCAAUGGAAUUUAAUACGUCAAUUUCUGUCGCUAUUGAAUAAAGAAAUGAGAGACAUUGAGUUUACAUCAGACUACAUGGGAUAUAAUAUUACCGAGCAGAAGCCACGGUGGAAAAAAUGCGUCGCAGAUAUACCGUUGCAAGAUGCUUUGUCCUUCUUAUUUAUAAAAAAAUUUCACUCGCCAACCACAAUACAAGCUGUGACGGAUAUGUUAGACGAUCUAAAAGUAGAGAUGAAGGAGCGUAUAUUGCAUUCAGAAUGGACGAAUGACAAUGCGAAGAACUUUAUGAUAGAUAAAAUAGACAAUAUCAUGUCAUUGAUUGGUUAUCCCAGCUGGUACAACAAUGAAACAGCACUCGUCGAAGAAUACGAAGGGUUGGAGAUAGGAGAAAAUUAUUUCGAGAAUAAGCUUGCCGGUGGGAUAUUUGAAAACACCAAAAAACUUUUGAAAUCUAUGAAACCUGUAGAUAGAUCUAUAUGGAUGGUUUCACCUAUAACUCUCAAUGCAUUUUAUCUUGGGCCGAUGAACUUAAUGGUUAUACCUGCUGCUGAGGUCCAAGAUCCGUUUUUCACUCCUGGUAUGCCACUUGCAGUUAACUACGGUGCGGUAGGUACGAUUAUUGGACAUGAACUGGCGCACAGUUUCGAUACUAACGGAAUCGAAUACGAUAAGGUCGGUAAUAAGAUUACAAGUGAUGCAGAGACUAGUGAGGCUUUUAAUGAAAGAGUGAAGUGUUUCAUAGAUCAAUAUAAUAAUUUCACACUGGUUGAAGAAGGCGAGGACGAAGAACCUGUGCAAUUAAACGGAUUAUUCACAAAGGACGAGAAUGUCGCUGACAAUAUCGGUUUAGAAGUUGCGUUCACGGCAUUCCAAAAGCGCAAGCUACUGGCUGUACCGCAACCGAAAUUACCCGGACUGACAAAUAUCACUGACGAGCAACUGUUCUUUUUAUCCUUCGCAAACUCUUGGUGUGCGGCAACAACAAAAGUAUACGAGAUAGCCUCAGCUAAUUCAGAUGACCACAGUCCUAACAAAUUUCGUAUACUCGGUACUGUGGCUAAUACGGCAACCUUCUCUGAUGCUUUCAAUUGUCCAGACCACAGUCCGCUUAAUCGAGAUUCAAAAUGCACCUUGUGGAAGUAACUUGGAAUAUUGGAACGACUUUUAGUAAGAUGAGUUAUAUAAAACCAACAUGUCGCCCCUGCUAUACAGAAUAAUGUUGCGUGACAUAAAAUGUUAUAUAUUAUGAAUUUGAUAGAAUAAUUGACAGGACGUCGAUAAUGUAGGUCAGCAGAAUUUUACAUUCUUGUGCGGUCCGUGGAAAAGAAAACUAGUUUUCCAGUGUUCUUGGUGAGCCGAAUCUAAAUCCGCAAGGGAAAAUGCCUUGUCACGUCAAGUUUAUGGGAAAAAUAUCGUUGAAACGCCUCAAAAAAGCGUUUCUUAUCAUUUUUGAAAAUUCGCUGACGAACCCUAUGUGCAAGAGAUUUAGAAGAAGAAUCAAAUUAAUGCUUGAAUAGAUACUUCAAUACGAAAAUGUCGAAUAUCUUAUCGCCGGUAUCACCGAACCUCUGGCGUGCUUUAUUUUUAGUUGUUGGUUGAUGUCGCACAGUCGCACAGUGUCAAAUAGAACGGUGUGAUGUUACGAUGUGACAUGCAACAUACAAUUUUAUAUUUUGUAAAAGAUUUUGCAAUACACGUAACUUACAUAUUUUUUUUCGUAUAAUAGAAUUACAUGGUUCAUUUUUUGAAAAAUCGUUUUUUAAAAAAUUAUCAAAAAUUCGUUAUAAAAAAUUGUUGCACAGUAAUUGUUUAAACGAAUGAAUUGUUUAAACAAAUAAAGAAAAAAAACAUUUUUACGAAGAGUAUCUUCAAUUCUGUGUAUUGAAUCUACUAUUAAGAUUUUUACUAUGUGCAACAGUUUUGCAGUGGGCCAUAAUGAGGCAAUCGUCAUACUUCAUCCAGGGAGCGUACAUCAACUUUUAUAAAGCGCACUUGAGGUGCGAUGGUGCCGGUAAAUAAUUCGAUAUUUUCAUGUUAAAGUACUACAUUCAAACAUGAAUUUGAGCCGUUUUCGAAGUCUAUAGAACAUUGACUUUAUUGGCUAUGAAGUUUUAAAAAAAAUGCCCUAAAACACGUUCUUGGGAAAUUUCAAUCCCAUUUUCUUCGUAAACUUAACAGAACAUUCUUACUUGCGGAUUCGGACGCAGUGCACAAAACAAAAAACUAUAAGAAACUAUUCUUGUUUUCCAAGCCGCAAAAUCAUACAGAUCUGUGCAAUAUAAUACUGUUACAAUUUCUUGUUAAUGUUACUGAUAUGAAAAUAAAGUUUUUUUUCAAAACAAAA